AUGGAGCGGGCAGUUCCCCGGCGCGAUGGCGGAUCAGUCUUCAAGUCCACGGGCGCCACGGUGCUCGCCAAGACACCGGCUUUAGUGGCGAAGCCUGAGUCCGAGCUGAAAGGGCCCAGCAAAGGCCCAGCCAACAGCCCCGACGUGGCGGGCCGCGCACACGGCGCGAGCUCCUCGAGUCGGCCGGGCCUCAGAGCCGACGGACUCGUGGAGUCUCAUCCCAGUCUGCCGGGUGUUCCCUCCGUGCUGAACGACCCACUGGUGGAGCAGAUCUCGAGGCACCUCGAGGACUCCGAGGGCUCCCGUGAUGAGUCCCGGGGCCAGCGGCCCAAGCGGAGGAGCUCGGAGCCGGUGUCGGAUGAUGAUGACCUAGAAGCCUUGCUCAAAGGACUAGACGAUGAGCCGAGCCCUGCAGCACCUGCAGCUACCGCGACACCCGCCGUGGACUCGCCACCUGCAGGGCGGCAAGCGCGUGGGGGGCCUGGCCUUACGCGCGAAGACAGCCACAAAGUGGCUGUGGCAAAGGAAGCCUCCGAGAGCUGCACCAGCUGUGGCAAAUGCUUUGAGGCUGGCCAGAACAUCUAUGAAAGUUCUUUGAGUGGGAAGCGGGAGACCCUGUGCAGCACCUGUUGGGCAAAGGUGGCGCCUCAUUGUGUCGUUUGCGGGGAGGUGAUUAGUGGGACGAUGGCCAAGGUGGGCGAGGACGCCUACCAUCAAAACUGCUUGAAAUGCACACAAUGCCACAAGCCCAUUGAGGGACGACUCAGCAAAAUGGAAUGUGGUUUAGCCUGCGGUGCUUGCGCGGACGAGAUUGAUCGUGAAAUUCAGGAGCUUCAGUCUUUGCUGGCCCAACAUGACGAGACCGGGGCCGCACUCCUGAUUGGUGCGCUCAAGGUGAGAGGAAUAAACCCACCCGAAAUGAAGCCGCAAGACUUGGGUCAAUGCAGCGCCUGCCAGCGGAGCUUCAAGGCCGGACAGCAGAUCUAUGAGAGUCCGGAGGAUAAAAGGACUCUGUGCAACUUGACAGAAACUGCUAUGACGUUUGGUUGGAGAGCCCCCCUCCAGGCUGCAGCGUGCUAUUUGUCGGCCGCGCCCAAGUGCGCCGCCUGUUUGAUGCCUGUCGUGGGCACUGUGGCUUUCUGUGCUCUGAGUGCCGCCAGUCUGCCACCUGAGGUGGCGGAGGAGGAAACUCAGAUAACAAGCUUGCCUCCAGCAGGAAACUGGGAGGAGAAGGAUCCAGAGCUCGUGGCACUGGAGGCCAAAGCUGACCGCUACGUGACUCAGCUUUUGGCCUUGGACCGAGUGCUGCAGCAGUGGCGCCACAAGAAGCUGGAUAACCAGGAGGCCGUGCUUCAUGCAGACAACGUCAUGGAGAACAUUUGCUCCAUCGGCGAGGUGGACGGCGACCUGUGUCGCCAACAUUUGAAGAAGCAGGGCAUCAGCGAUGAGCGGAGGAUUCAAAUGCAGAAAGUGUAUCAAGCGCUGCUGCUUGACCUGGGAACUGGGAGUUGGGAGUUGGUGCGAGUGACGGAGUGGGACCUUCCAUGCGUCCACGGGCGCAUUCGCUGCGGCUCCAACGACUCUCGGUCUCGCUUGAACAUGACUGACUUGGAGAUGGAUAGCGUGGACAGUGGCCCAGACACCUGUUGCAAUUUGCUUCGGAAGCUCUCCACGCGCAAGAUCACAUGGGUCCUUGUCACAGCACUUGUGACCACAUUGUGCUAUGUGUGGGUUCGGCCUGUUGUGUGCCAGGAUUCCGCGGCUUGCGCCCGCUAUCACGAAGCCGCUAAGGACUUGAACAUUUACAGUGCCUUCAUCUCGUGUGCCCUAGGCUCAGUCUUUUUGCAUGAGAUGGUAUCCGUGAUUCUGAUGUAUCGGACAGCCAAGAAGGCCAUCCACCUGAUCCCCAACAUCAAAGAGUCAUUGCUUCCAUCCGUGCUUUUGUGCACUACCUUUGCCGUGCUUUUGUUGGAAAACUUCCCCUUCUUCAUGGCCAAGACUCCCUGGUUUGUUCACGCAGCGAACUUGGGCCGAGAAGAUCUAGACCAGCAGCCAGUCUACACCAUCUUCUUUGUCGAAUGGUUGAUCAAUGUGCCCAUCUUGCUGAUUCUGGCCGGCACGGUGGCAUUGGGCCGACCAGCUCCGGAAGUGGCAGAGCCACUCAUUGUCACCAACGUCUAUAUGACCUUUGCUUGGACCGCAAAUUUUGUUCCAAAUGAGCCACUCAGAUACUGUUUGGUGUCUGUGUCCUUUCUCAUGUACUUCCGGGCUUCCUGGACCAUGUGCCAAUGGGUUCUUCGAUGGCAGCGACGAAACCCAGAGGGUCGGAUUCUGGGGCGACCUUUGCUAUCCUUUGUCCUCAUCCUCGUCUUCGGCAUUUACGGCCUCAUGUACUUGAUGAGACUCCAAGGCCUCCUGGACUAUCGUGAUGAACGUGUCUUCUACACGACAAUGAAUUUCACGACCAAGCUCUUUGCAUCCAUGACGCUCUCGGGAAUCAGGUCCAGUGAAUUUCAAGAAGUGCUCCUCACCAUGCUGGCCAAUACUCAGACCUCUUUCAAGCGAGCUGUGAACUACGAGGAGACCGUAGAGCUUUUGCCAUGA
Durusdinium trenchii is the source of this 2604-nucleotide messenger RNA. The record is from the annotation of a GenBank genome assembly. NCBI's taxonomy places the organism in Eukaryota, Dinophyceae, Suessiales, Symbiodiniaceae.